AUGUCCCCAGGCCGCUGCCGCUUCGCUCUGGGCAUGCAGGACGGGACCAUCCCCGACUUCCGCCUCUCGGCCUCCAGCGCCUGGUCCGACUCCACCGCCGCCCGCCACGGCCGGCUGGGCCGCAGCGACGGCGACGGCGCCUGGUGCCCGGCGGGGCCGGUGUUCCCGGCCGAGCAGGAGUUCCUGGAGGUGGACCUGGGCCGGCUGCACGUGGUGACGCUGGUGGGGACGCAGGGACGCCACGCGGGGGGACACGGCCGCGAGUUUGCCCGGCAGUACCGGCUGCGCUACAGCCGCGACCGGCGCCGCUGGCUGCGCUGGAGGGACCGCUGGGGACACGAGGUGAUCGGUGGCAACGAGGACCCCGAGGGCGUGGUGCUCAAGGACCUGUCCCCGGCGCCGGUGGCCCGGGCGCUGCGCGUGUACCCGCGGGCGCCGCGCGCCAUGAGCGUCUGCCUGCGCCUGGAGCUCUACGGCUGCCCCUGGGAGGCUGGGCUCUUGUCCUACACGGCCCCGCGGGGUCACGUCAUGGCCCUGGACCCCGCCCCCAUCGUCCUCAACGACUCCACCUACGACGGUUUCAGCGCCGGCCCGUUGCACUUCGGGGGGCUGGGCCAGCUCUCGGACGGGGUCCUGGGCCUCGAUGACUUCUUGAGGACCCAUGAGCGCCACCUGUGGCCGGGCUACGACUACGUGGGGUGGCCGCGGCCGCCGGGGCCCCAGCCCCACGUGGAGCUGGAGUUCGAGUUCCAGGAGCUCCGUGCCUUCCAUGCCAUGCAGGUCCACUGCAACAACCUCCACACGCGCGGGGUCGGAAUCUUCCGGGCCGUCGAGUGCCGCUUCAAGAAGAUCUUGGCCACGGCCUGGGAGCCCAUGGUGGCCACCCAUAGCCUGGCCGGGGCCACCAAGGACGCCAGUGCCCGCUGGGUCGCCGUGCCCUUGGGCGGGCGCCAUGCCCGCUUCAUCCAGUGCCGCUUCUUCUUCGGCGCCGAGUGGAUGCUCUUCAGUGAGGUGUCCUUCGUCUCAGAGGUGCUGGACGACCCCGGGGGUGCCAGCGGGUGCCCCCCGACCCCCGACCCCUCUGCCGCCAUCUUGGAAAACGCCCGUGACGGGGGCGGGGCCACCAACGUGACCUCCCCGGUGGCCCCCGGGGAGGCCGAACUGGUCCCGCCGGUGGCCCAGGGUGAGGCGGGGCAGUCGCCAGCGCUGCUGGGCUGCCUGGGCGCCAUCAUCCUCCUCCUGCUCGCCAUAAUCAUCCUCAUCCUGCGACGACGCCGCAGCGCGGCCGGGCCGCUGGGCAAGGUCACNCGCUUCAAGAAGAUCUUGGCCACGGCCUGGGAGCCCAUGGUGGCCACCCAUAGCCUGGCCGGGGCCACCAAGGACGCCAGUGCCCGCUGGGUCGCUGUGCCCUUGGGCGGGCGCCACGCCCGCUUCAUCCAGUGUCGCUUCUUCUUCGGCGCCGAGUGGAUGCUCUUCAGUGAGGUGUCCUUCGUCUCAGAGGUGCUGGACGACCCCGGGGGUGCCAGCGGGUGCCCCCCGACCCCCGACCCCUCCACCGCCAUCUUGGAAAAUGCCCGUGACGGGGGCGGGGCCACCAAUGGCUGCGGGCCGGAGGCGGCGCUGCGGGUGCAGCUCUCGGGGGACACCGUGGUCAUCAACAACGCCACGGGAGGGGGAGGGGCGCGGGGGGGACCCCGCUACGAGCGGAUCGGAACCGGAACCGGGAACGGAACCGGGAACGGAACCGGAACCGGGGAGUACCAGGAACCCACCCGGGCACGGCCCCGACCGCCCCCGCUGCCGCCCGGGGCUGCCAACCCGGCCUAUCGGCUGCUUCUGGCCACCUACGCCCGACCAAUAGGAGGCCUUGCCCUGGCCCCGCCCGCCACUGCCAAGCCAAUCAACACCGACGGUGAGCCGGGGGCGGGGGCCUACGCCGAGGCUGACGUCACCGGAGGCUCCGCCUACGCCCUGGCUGGCCCCGCCCACAGCCCCGCCCACGGCCCCGCCCUCCCGUCCUUCCCCCGGCACCGCCUCCGCUUCCGGGAGAAGCUGGGGGAGGGGCAGUUCGGAGAGGUGCUGCUGUGUGCGCUGAGGCGGGCGCCGGGCGGGCCCAGGCGGGAUUUCCUGCAGGAGGCGCGGACGCUGGGCCGGCUGCGGGACCCCAACAUCGUGCGGCUGCUGGGGGUGUGCGGCGGCCCCGGGCCCCUGUGCAUCGUCACCGAGUACAUGGAGCACGGAGACCUGCACCGCUUCCUGGGCGGGGCCCGCGGCCACGCCCUCAGGUGGGACACGCCCACGCACCCCCACCCCGGCCACGCCCACCGGGGACACGCCCACGCAGACCUGGCCACGCUGGUGGAUGUGGGCGCCCAGAUCGCCUCCGGGAUGCGUUUCCUGGCCGCGCGGAACUUCGUGCACCGGGACCUGGCCACGCGGAACUGCCUGGUGGGAGAGGGGCUGCGCGUGAAGGUGGCGGAUUUCGGGAUGAGCCGGAACCUGUACGGCACCGGCUACGGGCGCGUGCGCGGCCGCGCGCUGCUGCCCAUCCGCUGGAUGGCCUGGGAGAGCAUCCUCUGGGGCAGGUUCAGCCCGGCCAGCGACGCCUGGGCCUUCGGGGUGACGCUCUGGGAGGUGCUGACGCGCUGCCGGGAGCAGCCCUACGGCGCCCUGAGCGACGAGCAGGUGAUCGCCAACGCCGGCCACCACUUCCACAACCGCGGCCAGCAGCAGUACCUGCCCUGUCCCCCCGGCUGCCCCCCGGCCCUGCACCGGCUGAUGUUGAGCUGCUGGGCCCGCGAGGCGGCCGAGCGGCCGGACUUCGGCCACCUGCACCGCGCCCUGAGUGACCACUGCGCCCUGAUCUUUCUUUGA
Lonchura striata (white-rumped munia) is the source of this 2874-nucleotide messenger RNA. NCBI's taxonomy places the organism in Eukaryota, Metazoa, Chordata, Aves, Passeriformes, Estrildidae. The record is from RefSeq and is a predicted model, not a curated record.